ACAACGUAUUUUUAGAGCAUUUGAGAUCAUUUAUUUUCAUGACAUAAAGAAUCUGACACUGUUCUCAUGUCCCGUCUGUCCUGCAUUUGUAAUCCUGCCCCUUGCAGAACGAAUCCGCUGGACUGGUGCCUUCCUAUUGAGACGCCAGAAGCAUAGACACAAGCCUGCAUCUGAGCGCAACAACACCAGCUUCUAUUAUUAAAACAAACAAGACAGAAACAUAUUUUUAAAACACAUUUAGAAACACUUUUAAAUCCGGGGGUUACGGAUUUUUUGCCGAGAAGUUGCAUGUGCAGGAGCGAUAGUACUCGACCGGGACAGCAGGAAUGGGAUACCCGGGCAGAGCAGUCAAAGGAUGGACGCUCCUGGUUUGGGUCGCCGCUGUCAACUUGCUUUUAGCAGAAGGAUUAAGGGACUUCAGAUGCGUCGAUGGAUGUAUCUGCACCAAAGAUAAUGCCCUGUGUGAGAAUGUCCAAUCCGUGCCUCACACUUUCCCAAACGACGUGGUUUCACUAUCUAUUAUCAGUUCUGGAUUGAAUGAAAUCAAAGCUGGAAGCUUUGUUCACACGCCUGCCCUGCAACUCCUAUUGUUCACAGGAAAUACCUUUGACCUAAUUGAUCAGGGUGCUUUCCAUGGUUUACCACAUCUUAAAUACCUGUUUAUUGAAGAUAACAAAAUCAUAUCGAUAUCCCCACAUGCUUUCCGGGGCCUGAAAGCGUUGACACAUCUGAGUCUGGCUGACAACAACCUUGAGACGCUGCCCAAAGACAUCUUCAAGGGAAUGGAUGCUUUGACCAAUGUGGAUCUACGUGACAACAACCUGAUAUGCGACUGCAAGCUGAAGUGGUUGGUGGAGUGGAUACACCACACUAAUGUCACCCUGGACCAGAUCUACUGCAGCGGCCCACCCAUUCACCAGCGGAAGAAGAUCAAUGACCUGCAGCCACACUCUUUCGACUGCAUCGCAGCAGAGUUUGCCUCCUAUCAGUCGCUUAAAUUUGAGUCGCUUUCGGUGGGGGCCUUCACCUUUGGUGAAGAUCAGUAUGUUGUGUUUGCACAACCGUUUGCUGGGACGUGCAGCUUCCUGGAAUGGGAUCAUGUUGAGAUGACCUUCAGAACUUACGACACCAUUGAAAGCACCUCCACUGUGGUCUGCAAACCCAUGGUGAUUGACAAACACCUCUUCGUCAUCGUGGCCCAGCUGUUCGGCGGAUCGCACAUUUACAAACGCGACCCGUCCGCAAACAAGUUCAUCAAAAUCCAGGACAUCGACAUCCUGAAGAUUCGCAAACCUAACGACAUCGAGGCGUUCAUGAUCGACGGAGAGUCUUUCUUUGUCAUCGCGGACAGCUCUAAGGCCGGCUCCACAACAGUGUACAAAUGGAACGGCAAUGGCUUCUACUCCCACCAGUCACUCCACCCGUGGUUCCGGGACACAGACGUAGAAUAUUUGGAGAUGUCCAACAAACCCCACCUGAUCUUGUCCAGCAGCUCUCAGAGACCCGUCGUCUACCAGUGGAACAGGAGACAGAAACAGUUUGACCGCAGGACCGACAUACCGGAGAUGGAGGACGUCUUCUCUGUCAAACACUUCCAGGUCAAAGGUGAGCUGUUUAUAUGCUUGACAAGAUUCAUCGGGGACUCCAAGGUGAUGCGCUGGGACGGUGCCAUGUUCAAAGAGGUCCAGACAUUUCCUUCCCGCGGCUCCAUGGUGUUCCAGCCUGUCUCCAUCGGCAACUGGCAGUAUGCCAUCUUGGGCAGCGAUUAUUCACUAACGCAGGUCUACCAAUGGGACACUAAGAGGGGCCAGUUUGUUUCAUCUCAGGAGCUGAAUAUCCAGGCGCCUCGAGCUUUUUCUGUGGUUUCCGUUGACGACCGGGUGUUCCUGCUCGCGUCCAGCUUCAAGGGAAAGAGUCAGAUCUACGAGCACCUCAUGAUAGAUUUGAGUAAUUAAACCCAACGUCUAAUUUGGGAAAAAAUGAUGUACACUACCAUUCAAAUACUUUUCUUCUGUGAUUGUUUUUCUUUCAGUCCCAUUAGAAUCCACCAGCAAGUUUAAACAACAGGAAGUUGCAAGCAGAAGCACAAAGAGAUAUUUUCAAACACCUUUAGGUUGAAAUACUCACAUUUGUUAUGAUCACUGAGUUUAUUUUAAGAAGUUUCCAUUACAUUGAAAGUAUAUUCUACACAGUCCCUGAGGCCUUAGUUUUGGCAACCUGCUGCAACUUCAUCACUUUGAUAAACUCGUAUUUUCAUUUUGAUUGCUCACUAUUUGGAAAUGCCUUAUUCUCCAUUUGAAAAAUCUUAAUUCCACUCAGAGUGCGAACUGACUAUCUUUCAGGAAAAACAAGCUAUGAAAUCAUUUAUUUUUUCACUUUUAUUUCAACCCUGCAGGAUUACUUGCGGUUAUUUGACUCACAGUAAAUGUCUCCAUACAUUUUUAUUUUUAUUGUUAGAAAAAAAAAAUAGAAGAGUUUGGUAGACCAUGGAAUAAUAGGCAAAUUGUCUAAAGACACUGUUCUUAAUUUAAGUCUUUUUUAAUUGAACAAAGCAUUUCAGGAAAAUUGACUUCAAAGUAAAAAUGUCAUUACAUGAGAUUAUUCACAAUGGAAUGUAAGCUACCGAGAUAAGUGGGCACUGUAUGCAAGCAAAGGGUCGCAUGACUCAUAUGCGACAAAGUCUGGCUUGUUAGACACCUUAUAGAAGACGGACGAUCUCACAAAUGUUUUUUUUUUCAAAUAGGAACCUAACCCCAGUUUAAUGACAACGUAACAGCAGCAUCACUGUAGUAAGCAAUGCCAGGGGUAGUUUGUCACUGCAAGACCUGAGCUUGAAAAUAAUACAAGCUUCCAACCAAACGCGGGUCAAAUUUGGACUACUUGUUGAGGACUACUUUCUUCAAGCGCAAAUUGGCAGCUAGUCAACCUACCAUCACCCGUCUUUUGUAAAUACUUACACACUUAAAGAAGUGACCCUAAUAUAUGAAGAAUCCACUAAACACUGUGAGACAAACACAUCUGUCCUGUCUACUCUAUGACCGUCAGUUAAGCAAGACUGCAUGCGUGACACAGACACUCAUAGUGUUGAUUCCUGCUGAAUGACUCGCUAGAAGCAUCCCACUGUCACCUAUCCCUCCCUCUUUCACUGCACUCUUGCCCCUUUUCUCCCUCAUUGACAAAAACUAUUGUUGUCUUUACUCCGCGACUAAAAAGCCAACCACUGUGCAACACCUGUUACCUGUGCUUUCAAACAAUCCUCUUCUUCUGACACAAAGGAAACAGAAUUCUGAUAACAACGUCACUGAUUUGCCAAAUAUAAUGUUUACGUUUUUACAAUACUGUGUCAUUUAUAUGAUAUUGUUUUUUUUUGUAAUGUAGAGGGGACCACACUCAAUGUUUUAUUUUUUAUAGUUAUAGAAUUUAGUGUAGGGAAGGAUCAAUUCCUUGAACGCUGUGUAACAUGCUACUUCUGCAAAACAAUGUAGGCUUACUUGUGCCAGUCUAAUCUAGUUAGGGAAGGAUAGAGGAUGUUAGCUCUUCUUUUUGUCAUCUUGCUCAUUGUAUUUUAUGUACAGUGGUAAUAAAAUACUAAAAUGUUAAA
Cottoperca gobio is the source of this 3601-nucleotide messenger RNA. It is a transcript of the gene lgi1b, whose product is annotated as leucine-rich, glioma inactivated 1b. The record is from RefSeq and is a predicted model, not a curated record. Gene Ontology annotation, biological process: myelination. NCBI's taxonomy places the organism in Eukaryota, Metazoa, Chordata, Actinopteri, Perciformes, Bovichtidae. Bases 327 to 1955 code for a protein of 542 amino acids. The transcript is spliced from 10 exons. Gene Ontology annotation, molecular function: protein binding.